Molecule: messenger RNA, 2862 nt
Organism: Raphanus sativus (radish)
Lineage: Eukaryota; Viridiplantae; Streptophyta; Magnoliopsida; Brassicales; Brassicaceae
Exons: 5
Coding region: 1716-2228 (170 amino acids)
Source: RefSeq, a predicted model, not a curated record
CUCUGACGAGUGUCACAUUCCGGUUCCCCUAAACCGAGAUGAUUUUGUUUUUAUAUUAAUUAACUUGAUUUGGCCCAAAAUCCAUCAAAUUUUGCUCUUUUAUUUCAGACCUGUGUAGUAAACCCUACAGAUUCCUCCUCCAUUUCUUAUAAAUAUGAGUCUUUCUUUUCUCUUUUUUCUCAUUUAGAAAUCAGAGUAAAGCUCCGCAGAAUUUCAAAAAGAUCCGAAAACCAUAAUCGUCAAAGUUUCUUAUUUUCUUUUCUCUCUUGUUUUCUCUUGGCUGAUCUCUCUCUCUUCUUUUCAUUGGCGUCUCUCUCUUUUCUCUGGAAAACAACUCAUCUAUUACUCUUAAAUCUUAUGAACCAAUCUCCCAAAGACCCACUCUAAUUCUAAUAUUAUUUUGAUUUAUUUUUUAAUUCAAAAAUUAAGCUGUUUACAAAUUUACCCCUAACCCUAAUCUAAUAAACUAAUGCCCACUUAUUUUUUCUUUUCAUUUUAUCUUCUUUUCUUCUCUCGUCUUCUUCAAUUUCUAUCUCUCUUUUUUCUGCGAUUUCUCCUAAAAUUAUUUUUCUUUUUCUUUGUAAACACUUAACUAGAUCCGCUAUUGGUGAUGUAAAAAACUGUCCAAAGUGAGGGAAACAACAUCAAUGGCGAUUCUUCUUCUUCUUGGGCAUUAGAUCUGUUCAAAAUGGUGGCACCUCAGCCUUUGCGCUUCCGAUCUCCUUCUUCUCGCGCUUCAGAUCUCUGUUUCUUUGAUAUAUUAAUGGUUAUUGUCCUGAGUUUUUGAUUUAGAGUUGUAAAAGAAGAUUCUGGGUUUUGUAUGAUUAGGGUUCUUCUUGUUUUCUAUAGAUCUGUUUUUUUUUUAUUUAGAGUUCUUACUAUUCGUGUUCUCCCUUUGCAAAUUACUUUUUGCGUAGAACUUAAUCGAACUCGGUAUAACAAUACUUAGUAUACUCAGUAUAAUUUAGUAUAACCAGUUUAACUCAGUAGAACUUGGUAUAACUGCACUUGUUAAUACUCAAUAGUAUAACUUAAUAGAACUUGGUAAAACUGCAUUGAGUAAUACUUAAUAGUAUUCAGUACAGCUAGUAUAUGAUGGUCUGAAUUAUACUUUAAUUAAAUAAUAAGUACAAGAGUAAAAAAAGAAAACAAAAGAAACAAGGGAAUUCAAGAUCUUCUUUGUUUGAAGUUCAGAUCUCUCUCUCCACUCUAAGCUCUUGCUUCCAAGGUAUGAAGUCUUCUCUUACAACUAGGUCUCUCCCAAAAAAGGUCUCUAAGCAAGUCUGCCUGUAAAAUGAUACAAAACCCUAAUAAUAUAACCAAACAUGUGGCUAGGGACUUAGGAUCCAAUAAUAGGAACUUGGGGUAAAACUUAUAAUUCUUCUAAUCCUCUUUAGUCGCGGAGGGCUCUUCGUCGAUCGAUGUUGCUUAUGGAUAAUCGAUCGAUGCUCAUGCUUUUCAAUCGAUCGAUACUGAUAAUGAAUAAUCGGUCGAUGACAUACCCCUCUACUGAUAUUGCCUGACAUACCCCUCUACUGACCUCAUUUCUGCAUAAAGAUGGAUGUGUAGGCUACAUCUUGGGAGUAUCGAUCAUCAAACACAUGGAAUCAACUCAAGCAAGUAUUUGGACUAACAUGCGAGUAAUGGGGUCACAUGAGAAACUCCUACCUCUAGCUUUCAAACAAUGGGUGAUCAUUCUCUUCUAGAUUAGAAUAAUGGGGUCAAAGAGGUGUCUCGUAAGCCCGUGCCUGAAGGGAAGGAAGUUGCUGAUCAGGUCCUCGAUCUUCCUCCGUCGCGUCGUCAAACCACCUUUCGUACCAGAAAAAAAAGUCUUAAGGCAGUGCAGCAUCUGGGGUAAUAUGUUGGGAUCCACAGGAGAAAAAGCUAUGGAGGCGUUCAUGCAAGCCGCGGGAAAGCUCUCAGCCAAGAAGCCUGCUGCUAAGGCCACUACCUCGGGUGAUGAUGAUGUCCAAAUCCUCAAGAGUACCAAGCGCAAGGGACCUACUAGCUCAGCCCCUUCUGCCUCAAGGAGAAGAACUCGGGCCUCGGGAUCGACUCCGAUGUCCUCGACUCCAGAGCCUUCUCUUAAUCCUGGCAUGGACCUAGCCAAGGUGGUAGCUGAUCUCUCUUCCUCAAAGUUUCCUGGGAGCGCCUGCUUUCUCCCUUCUGGAGACCUCCCGAAGGCCUUUGAGGGCGUUCAGUUUGAUCUCCUCCAGGUUAUGUUUUAGAUUCACCAUCUUGAGGACAUGGUGAACGAGCAGUCAUCCAAGAAGGAAUUGGAGAGUGUGAAUGCUCAGCUCAGGGAAGAGAGGAACAAGGUCCUGGAUCAGGGGAAGGAGAUCAAAUCCCUUCAGCUCAAGCUGAAGAAAUCGAAGGAGGCUGAGGCUGCUACUGCUGCGGAGAACACCGCUCGGACGCGUCAGCUAGAGGAGACCCAGGAGGAGCUCUGCGGGCUGAAGCUGGAAAAGGAAUCCUUUGAGGACGAGAGGAUGAUGGCUGUGAGUGGAGCCAAGGUGACUGCUCGCUGGGAGCUGAUGAGGGAAUGGCUCAAGGAGCAGACCGACAAAUGGGAGUUAGCCAUGGAGUUCUAGCGAUACAAGCUGGUGAAGGAGGCCGAGGCUAAGCUGCAUGGAUUGCCUCCUCCUUCGUUUGAUGAUGAGCCGGUUCUCCCCGAAACCGGUGCUGCCAAGGAGACUUUCCCUACUCCAUCUAAGGGCGCGGGUGCUUCUCCAACUGCAUGAUCUCCUUAUCUAUCGAAUUCUUGAUCUUUUAAGCCCUUCGGGCUUUUGUUGUUGUUUUUACCCUUCGGGGUUUUGCUUUUUAAACCUCAGUCCUUCGUGCCUUAAGACUUUUAAGUGCUUA